GUCAGGCACACCUCCGAAACUCUGAACCUUCUUUUUUCAAAUCAUAUUUAUUACCAGUUCGAGCCUUCGGUUAAAGAUUGUAAUUCUUCAACAAGUGGUCAAUAUUUCUUUUGCAUUUUCCUAAUGUAAUAAGACAAAUCUGGAGACACUUGCAUCAUUAUCGGUCUUACAUACUUCAAUCGACACAGUCACUACCAAGUUUUCCUCACCUCAUGGCAAGUUUUCACGUGAGAAUUCUGAAAAGUAAGCUCACGUAUCCAUUGAAAUACCCAAAUUAGUAAUUGAAGUUGGGAAUACAUGGGCACAAUAGCUAAACAGGAUCUCAAAGCGCCAUCCCUUAGCCAAUAACUCAUGAUGAUGCAGCAGCCAGUCAUAGAAAACACAAAGUCGGAUGAACAAGAAAUUGACAACCCAGAUGUUCAACAGGUGAUACUUCAUAUCACUUGUCUUCACCCCGCCGACUAACUUGAGAACAUACAGAGUAUUGCAUGGGAUGACGACCCUUCCAAUCCGCUGAAAUGGCCCAGUGGGAAAAAGUGGUCCAACAUUAUUCUCAUAUCAAUGCAAGGAAUGGUUUCUCCCAUAGCAUCUACAAUUCUUGCUAUCGCCGCCCUGGAAAUCGCAGAAGACUUUUCUCUCCAUGACCAUUACACUCUUGCUCUGCCAGUUGGACUGUACGUUUUGGGACUUGGUUUAGGGCCUCUUGUUCUUGCUCCUUGUUCAGAAAUAUAUGGACGGCGAAUUGUUUAUAUCCUACGUUUCUUGUUAUUCAGCGUUCUCAAUGCCGGUUGUGCCCUUUCUCCAAACAUCACCGCACUGUGCAUAUUGCGCCUUCUGAGUGGAAUGAUGGGCUCGGCUGGGCCAAGUUUGGGUGCAAGUAGUAUUGGGGAUAUGUUCACUCGUGCGGAACGAGGAAGAGCACAGGCUUUAUACGCUUUUGGCCCAACUUGUGGUCCAGUCCUUGGUGGGAUUCUUGGUGGUUUUAUUGCAGAUCGCACUGGUGGCUGGAGGUGGUUGAUGUGGGUAAUGGCCAUUGCCUCCGGCGUGGUCUUUCUAUUGUGCGCUCUUUUUUUACAAGAAACUUAUGGACCUUAUCUUCGAUCUCAGAGAUGGAGAAAUCCCGAAGCGAUUGCACAACGAAGGCCAUUUUCACCAGAAGCGAGAAAGCUGUUUAAGCGCUCAAUUGGAUUGCCUAUAAGGCUAUUGUUUACAUCUCCUAUAUGUACAUUUAUGAGUAUCUAUUUGUCCCUGUAAGUGGAGAUACAAAACAAUUGGACUUUCGAAAUGUCCAUUAACAAGAUGUACUUAGGAUUUAUGGUAUACUCUACCUCCAUCUCAUUACGAUCCUCCUUUUGUUUGGACCUAGUUCUGUUUAUAACCUUCACUCCUACCAAUGGACUCACGGAACUACGGGUUUGGCUUAUCUAGGCGCUGGACUUGGUUCCCUGGUAGGAACAGUGAUUUGCGGGAAGUUCAUGAAUCAAUCGUAUACCUCAGCACUCCGAAAACAAGAGAGAAAGACUGGCUCCGCUGUACCCACACCGGAACUCCGCCUCCCCUUCAUGCAGAUAGGUAUGUCUGUUGUGCCAAUUGGAUUAAUCAUAUUUGCUUGGAGCGCAGGAAGAACCCAUUGGAUUGUUCCACUUCUAGGAGCCUUUAUUUUUGGCGCUGAGAUGUUUAUGGGCUAUGUGUGCAUUCACACUUACCUCGUUGAUUGUUUUGGUGAAAUAGCCGCAAGUGCACUUGCAGCUGCCAUCGUUACUCGCUGCUUUAUUACUUGCGCAUUUUGUGUUAUGGGUUUUCAGCUUUACAGCAAGCUAGGUUACGCAUGGUAAGUCGGGCUUAUUUGAUGUUAGAAGGAGUUUACUGACUGCGAAACUUUUGAACAGGGGAACAAUGCUGCUUGCAUUUUUGUGCAUUGCUAUGAUUCCCAUUCCGAUCUUAUUGCAGUUUUAUGGCCCGAUGCUGAGAGAGAGGCGACCCAAGCACAGUUGGUAG
Molecule: messenger RNA, 1998 nt
Organism: Hymenoscyphus albidus
Lineage: Eukaryota; Fungi; Ascomycota; Leotiomycetes; Helotiales; Helotiaceae
Source: the annotation of a GenBank genome assembly